AUGGCGCGGCCGGCGCGAACUAGGAAGGCUCUUUUAAGGGACGCAGAGGGCUUCUACCGGACUGGCAUUUUUGAGAUCACGGGGGGCUUGGCCGAACUGUUCUCAACAUUCGCAGUGUUUAGCGUCUACGGGAAUGGCUCGAGCAUGGGGUACUUGAACUCUAUCAGCAAGCGCUUGCAUCAAGUGUUCGACUGCCUACUCAAAGAUGUGCUCCAAGUGGUCGAUGAAGCUCUGUUUUCGGAAGACCACCGAAUUGCUUAUCAGCAGGUCUACUGCAUCACCUACGAGGAAGGGAGAGACUCUGGCUUGAAAGCUCACACGGACGACUCGGACCUGACUAUCAACGUGUUCCUGGGAUCUCCGACAGGUUACGAGGGGGCCGAGUUGCUUCUGCUGUCGCCGACCCCAGAGGCGUUUGGUGGUUCAGGGGCUCAGGUCGUGCCGUUUGCGGGGAUACUGCGUGUGGAACACCCCGGCUGGAGCCGGGAGUUUACAAGGCACGGUGAUUGA
Messenger RNA from Symbiodinium natans, 510 nucleotides. The record is from the annotation of a GenBank genome assembly. Lineage: Eukaryota; Dinophyceae; Suessiales; Symbiodiniaceae.